AUGUCGCCGAAGAAGCGCCCGCGCAGCGGCCCAACGGCGAAGGCGCCGGCGGCGCAGGAGUCAGACGCGGGGCACGUGGCCACCGCCACCACGGGGAGCAGCUAUGGCCGUGGCUCAGCAUCGUCUCGGCCCGCGGCGUCCGCCGGCACGACGCGCGGCGAGAAGAACGUGAAGGCGCGCGGCACUGCAGAGCUGCGGCAGAAACUUCCCUCUGACCUUGAGGGUCUCGUGCUGCGCUCCACGGUGAUUGCGCCCGACGUCGUCGGCGUCCGUUGCAUGGCUGUCCGUCCAGGCGAGAAGGAGCUGAUUGUGGUGCGCGAGAACGGCUCCAUUGUUCUGUACGGCAUCGAUAGUUUUCAAAACGUGCCACACUUUGAACGCAUCCGCCACACCGGCGGCCGCGCGAAUCGCACCAUCACACGUGUCCGUUACUUGCCAUGCGGCCGCGCGCUGUUUCUCGCCUCGUACCUUUCCGGCCAACUGGUGGUGUACUGCGGAGAGACGCUCUCCCCGCUGCACGUGCACCAGCGCACGGGCGGAGCCAUCUGGGACUUCUGCCUUGUCGGGGCGCACAUCUACGCCGCCAUGGCGGACGGCUCCUGGCAGCAGCUGCGGGUAGAAGAGGCGGGGAGGGCCGCGCCUGCCCUGACGCUGCGGCGCAUCAUUCCGAAGGUGCCAGGCGCCGAUCGCGCCUUGAGCGUCUGCGGCUCGGAGCAGUGGAGCAUCGCCGCAGGCACCGACGACGCGGGGAACGUCGUGGCAUGGCGGCUGCCGCGCGAGGAAGCCCAGGAAGAGCGCGGCACCACCGCCACUGCGGCGGGCCCCCGAGCGGGGAAGGAGGGCGCAGCUAGCAACUCGUCUGGGGCCCGGCCAAUGAGCCUCAGCGAUCAUGAGGCACUCUGGACCGGCCGACUGCCGAAAGGCAUGGGGCUCUGUUGCGCCGUCGGCAGCGGCGCAGGUGGCGGCGCGGCCCCGGUGGUGGCGGUUGGGACGUCGAUGGGAGACAUCGUCCUCUUCGACGCGCAGCACGGGCACGUGUUGAAAACCUUCACACACCACAAGGGGCCCGUCAGCACGCUGGUGAGCAGCGGGGCGGUGUUGUACGCCUCCGGCUGGCACGAGUCCCUGCGCUCCUACCGUGCCGGCGCCGACGGCGAGUGGUUUCCGGCGGAGGUCAAGCGGCGCACCCACUACCACGAGGCGAGUGAGCUGCUCGUGCUGCAGCAGCAGCAACUCAUCCUCUCGGCCGCGCGGGAUGGCACCGUCAUGUACGCCCCGGUUGACUCCGUCUUUACCUCACCCGCCAUGUACCUCCCCGUGACGACGCAGCAGUUUGCCUUUGCCAAGGCAAAGAACGUCCUUCUGCAGACGCGGCAUGGGCGUAUUGAGGCUUUUCGCACCGACGCGGGGCUGCGUCACUGGACGCCGCUCUUCGCGUACAAGGUCCACGGCAAAUUUCACAUUCAGGGGCUCUGGUGUGACGAGCAGCUGCGGUACAUGCUCUUCGCCACGGAUGAGCGGGCGGCGCUGCUGCGUGUGCGUUGGCGGGAUGGGGCGGAGGACGCCCUCUCGCUGCGCCGCAUUGAGGAGGUGGUCGCGCUGCCUGUCGGACGCGGAGUGCUGGACUGCUGCUUCGUGCAGCACGGCGCCGGGGACGGCGACGGCGGAGCCGCUGCAACCGCCGCGAGCUGCUACAUGCUACUAGACGACACGCUUGUGCACAUCACCCUGGCGGAGGGGUACCCCGUCGUGGCGACGGCGAUGCAGACAUCCGACGCCGAGCCGGUUUGCGGCAUCCGCCCGACGCGCCUCUUGGUUGGCGCGGCGCAGGAGCGUAGCAGCCUCAUCGUGUGCGGUAGGCGGGGUCGUCUCACCUGCGGCACCGCGCCGGAUGGCACCCCCGACCCCAGUAGUUUUGUUUGGAGCCGGGAGUCCACGCGCAUGGCGGCCUCGGUGCCGGCGCUGCAGCACCACGCCUCGCCAACGUGUGUGGCCCUCACAGACAACGCGCGGUACGUGGCGGGCAUUGAAACCGCAGCACCGUCUCUGCUGCCCCCCACGCUGCCGCACGAUGUGAGGUUUAUUGCCCGGCUUCCACCGCUAGCCGGUGGUCUGGCAGGUGCAACGCGCGGCGCCGUUCGGUUUCUCGCCUGCUUUUCCCGCGGCCUGCUGUACGUGACGGAGAGCUCGUGGCACAUGCAGCAGCGCUGCACGGUGGAGGCCGCCUUCGUCCUGAAGGGAGACGCGCGGGUGCUGGUGCUGGUGCGCAACCUCGAGGGGACGCUGGAGGCCCUCCCAAUGUGCUGGAAGGUGCGGCGCUUCGGCAACUAG
Trypanosoma conorhini is the source of this 2331-nucleotide messenger RNA. RefSeq names its product putative aminopeptidase, putative,metallo-peptidase, Clan MG, Family M24. Gene Ontology annotation, molecular function: protein binding; RNA binding. The transcript has a single exon. Gene Ontology annotation, cellular component: small-subunit processome; t-UTP complex; 90S preribosome. NCBI's taxonomy places the organism in Eukaryota, Euglenozoa, Kinetoplastea, Trypanosomatida, Trypanosomatidae. The record is from RefSeq and is a predicted model, not a curated record. Gene Ontology annotation, biological process: maturation of SSU-rRNA from tricistronic rRNA transcript (SSU-rRNA, 5.8S rRNA, LSU-rRNA). Bases 1 to 2331 code for a protein of 776 amino acids.